UAUGCUGUUGUUUUGGUCAUACCGAAACUUGAGGGAGAGAAUAAAUGACUGCCCUGAACAGAUUAGGACUGACUUUGAGCAUUAUGCACAACAACAUGUUGCAGCAUAUACAAUUCAGAAGUGGUGGAAGAUUGUCCAUACCAGACCAAAUCCUCCAUUGGCUGUGUCUGGUGCAAGUGUGGUUAGGCAAUUGCUGCCACUUAAGAGGAUGGACUUUGUUUUAGUUGGAAGGAUGCCUGGAUCAACACAGAAGAAAUUUAAAGAGAAAGUAGAAAAAAAUGGUGGAAGAGUUAUUUCAAUGCCAAAAGAGAACCUACCGCAUGAAAGAUGUUAUCUAGUGUGUUCAGAAGAUGAGGUCAAAAAUGAUCGCUCAAAGCUAAAUAGUGAUUUGGUUAUGGCCUACCAAAGGGGAUGGACAGUGGUGAGACCGAGUUUCAUUGAGUGGGCAGUAAACGAAAGAAUUCCACCCAAUGUCGAAGAGCAUGCAGUAGACCUGACUCCUCUGGCAGCUUUGUCGACAAGCACAUGUGGUGCAAUGCAGCAGUCUGUAGAACGGUUACGAUUUAGUAAAGAGAUUUCUGGUUUUGCUGCCCUGAAGAGAACAAUAAGAGAAGUGGAAAAGGGCCCAGUUGAUGAGAGUGGUAGCAAAUCUCAGAUUAGAAUUCACAAAAAGAAAAAAGACGCAAUGGUUUCCCCCAAAAAGCCACCAAAUGGUUGGACAGCAUUUCUCAAUGAGAAAUUAAAAGAGAGAGUGCAAAAUAAUCAGAGUCCUGGACGAACAGAAAGGAUGACGUUCCUCAAAUCGAUUCAAAGUAUGGCACAGGACUGGAGACAACUUUCUGACCUGGAGAAGAGAGACUAUAAACAGAAAGCCAUUGACCUCCAUUUGUCAAGGAAAGAAGCAAGACAUCAAAUUCGCGAAGAAACAAAAGAGAAUCGCCAGAGAGAACAGCUCAGGGAAAAGGCAUAUAAAACUUUCGCUAAUAUGAGAAUCAAUGAUAACCGAACUGUAAAUAGGACAGCUUAAAUCGUCUGAAAAAGCAAAACGAUGGUUGGAGAUGUA
Molecule: messenger RNA, 1063 nt
Organism: Pocillopora verrucosa
Lineage: Eukaryota; Metazoa; Cnidaria; Anthozoa; Scleractinia; Pocilloporidae
Source: RefSeq, a predicted model, not a curated record